AUGCAGCGACCCUACCAGACUCAACAACUGGAGGAGACGCAGAGUGUACCACUCACGGAGCUGCUGAAGGGACAGGGUCUCACGACCGAGCUGCUGCUGCUUGCGCGGACCACCACCGGAGCCACUCCUCUACGUAGACCCGCAACCAGCUCCACCGCCACCCCCGCCGCCUCCGCCGCCUCCGCCGCCUCCGCUACUACCGCCGCCUCCGCCGCCUCCUCCACCGCCGCCACCUCCGCCACCUCCGCUCCCACCGCCAUCGCCGCCGCCGCCGCCUCCGCCUCCGCAGCCGCCACCGACACCUCCACCCCCACCACCACUCCCAUCGCCACCCCCACUCCCCCCGCCGCCUCCACCUCCACCUCCACCGCCCCUGCUCGCCCCUCUAGUGCCCCUGCCCCCCCUUGCCCUUGCCAGAGUGGCGUCUCCCGCUAG
This is a messenger RNA of Closterium sp. NIES-65, 435 nucleotides long. NCBI's taxonomy places the organism in Eukaryota, Viridiplantae, Streptophyta, Zygnematophyceae, Desmidiales, Closteriaceae. The record is from the annotation of a GenBank genome assembly.